This is a messenger RNA of Penicillium taxi, 1155 nucleotides long. RefSeq names its product isocitrate dehydrogenase (NAD(+)) IDH1. NCBI's taxonomy places the organism in Eukaryota, Fungi, Ascomycota, Eurotiomycetes, Eurotiales, Aspergillaceae. Bases 1 to 1155 code for a protein of 384 amino acids. Gene Ontology annotation, molecular function: isocitrate dehydrogenase (NAD+) activity; magnesium ion binding; NAD binding. Gene Ontology annotation, cellular component: mitochondrion. The record is from RefSeq and is a predicted model, not a curated record. The transcript has 5 exons. Gene Ontology annotation, biological process: isocitrate metabolic process; tricarboxylic acid cycle.
AUGUUUUCCAAAACAGCACAGCCUGCCCGGACCCUGCUUCGCAGCGCUUCCGUGGCUCCCUCCGUCGGCCGCUCCAUGCCUGUGCGAUCCUUCGCCAGUGUCCAGUCCGAUAUCUUCAAGCCCACCAAGUAUGGGGGCAAGUACACCGUCACUCUCAUUCCCGGUGAUGGUAUUGGUACCGAGGUCGCCGAAUCUGUCAAGACCAUUUUCAAGGCCGACAACGUUCCUAUUGAGUGGGAGCAGGUCGAUGUUACCGGUGUUGAGACUGGUAACAAGCUCUCAGAAGAGCUUUUCCGGGAGUCCGUGGCUUCCCUCAAGCGCAACAAGCUCGGUCUGAAGGGUAUCCUCCACACCCCCGUCGAGCGAUCGGGUCACCAAUCCUUCAAUGUUGCUCUGCGCCAGGAGCUGGACAUCUACGCCUCGAUUUCCCUGAUCAAGAACAUCCCUGGCUAUGAGACCCGCCACAAGAACGUCGAUCUUUGCAUCAUCCGUGAGAACACUGAGGGAGAGUACUCCGGCCUGGAGCACCAGUCUGUGCAGGGUGUCGUUGAGUCCUUGAAGAUCAUCACCCGCGCCAAGUCCGAGCGUAUCGCCAAGUUCGCUUUUAGCUUCGCUCUCGCCAACAAUCGCAAGAAGGUUACCUGUAUCCAUAAGGCGAACAUCAUGAAGUUGGCCGACGGUCUUUUCCGCAGUACUUUCCACAAGGUCGCCGAAGAUUACCCCACCCUGGAGGUAAACGACAUGAUUGUGGACAACGCCUCCAUGCAGGCCGUUUCGCGCCCCCAACAGUUUGACGUUAUGGUCAUGCCCAACCUUUACGGAGGUAUCCUCUCCAACGUCGGUGCUGCCCUCGUUGGUGGCCCCGGUGUCGUCCCUGGCUGCAACAUGGGCCGUGAUGUUGCUCUUUUCGAGCCUGGCUGCCGUCACGUUGGUCUCGAUAUCAAGGGCAAAGACCAGGCUAACCCCAGUGCCUUGCUCCUUUCUGGCUCCAUGCUUCUCCGCCACCUCGGCCUCGAUGACCACGCAAACCGCAUCUCCAAGGCCGUCUAUGAUGUGAUUGGCGAGGGUCAAGUACGAACCCGCGACAUGGGUGGUCUCGCCAGCACCCAUGAGUUCACUCGUGCUGUUUUGGACAAGAUGGAGUCGGCUCUGUAA